CUGUUCAUUUUAAUACUUGAGUUGUUAUAUUGCCCUCUUCGCUUCACUGUCUUCAACGUCUUCUGCUUCCAAGAGCCCGUGUGCUCGCAAUUUUGUUCACCCGAAAAGAGCAGUGUUAGAAUAUGGCAGCAAAUAGACAACAGCCCUUUCUCCCUCUGCAAGAUUCGAGGCUCACUAAAGCCGCCCUGUCUUCCACAUUUAACAUUUUAUUGUGACAGAUGCAUAAUGGUGUCACUGCUGUCAAAGCCUCACAUUACCUUCAUCCAACUGUGUGUGUUGAUCUACCCAAUGUACUCAACAUGCUAAUCUAUGGGUUCUUCCAUUAUUUAAAAAAAAUAAUAAUAAAUAAAAAAAAAAACCAAACAACACACCUCUAUUUCCUAAAAUAGUGGUCGCCCCUCUGAUGGUUGCCGGACACAUCAUCCACUUCAGCUUAAUAAAUGCCUCCCUCAAAUAGACAUCUCGCUUUUCCCAUCAGGAAAUUGAAAAAGGAAUAUUAUUUGUUAGCUAUUGUUAACGUAUGGCCAUUUGAGUUGACUGAUGAACCCAUUUGAACUCUUGCUAACCAAAACGGCAGCACCGUAGCAUGUAAACAGUCUUGGAAAUGGAGUUAAAUGUGUAAACAAUUUGAUUAUAGAUCUUUCUUGCCCGAUGGGGAGAUGGCGGCAAUUGGUGUUCCAGUAGACUAUGUGAUCAACCCAUAAUGUUUUCAUUCAUGUUCAGGAAAGUCCUUUUCUAAGUUUCGUUUUACAUUACAUUGUAAUGUAACGGUUAUGUUUAAUAUGCUGUACAUAGACUUGGAGGCCUCUGCCCCUAAUAUAAACCUCCCACUACCAGCGGUUGAGUAAAUAAACAUACCCCGGCCACUAUGCAGAAAUAUGGUAUAUCUCACUCGUGUAAGAGAGCGGAUGUCAAAUAUUUUUCUGUUUAUUUUCCAACUUAUGUAGUCUAUUUCAUUCUAGCUCAGCAUAAAAUAUUUCCACACUGUAAAUAACCGCCUCUCUCCUUGCCACAUGAUUUGACCCCAUAUCCCCCCCCCUCCAAAAAAAUGAAAAAAAGACAAAGUGGAUGGUUUGUGUGUUUGGGGGGGAAAGCUGUUUUUUUUAUUUUUAUCAAUGACGCUAUAUAACCAGUGUUGGAGUGUCCAGUCCUUUCUAGUGACACCAGCAUGCAUAGUUUUUGUCACGGUCAAUGCAUAUGCAUCAUUCUGAGUGUUUUUUUUUUUCCCCUUCUGUUUUGUUAUUUACAAUGCAAUUUUUUUUUUUCCCCCCUUCUGUUUUGUUAUUUACAAUGCAAUUUUACACGUACAUGCAGUAUCAUUGCUUGGUUAUUUCCAGCAGCAAUUGUUACAAGUAGUCAGGUAUUCCACUUUUUUUGUUGUAGUAAAUUUAAAAAGUUAAACGCCUACACAUUACAAGCAACAUUUUACACAACAGUAUCUGCACCACACAUGGGAGAUAACAUUAAAUAGGCAGUGUUAUUGUUUUGCCAUCCAUAAUUUAGUCAAUGUCCAUGGGGAUAGUAGUACAAAACAUUUUCUUGCAUGUCGGCUGUAAUGACACAAAAGCUCUCGCUCUUCAUGUUCAACAUUGCCUUUUUGGUACAGUUGGUUAGUUUUAGUUUUUUUGUGUGUGUUAGUCAUAUUCUAACUGAUUUCAAGUAGAUCUUCCUUUUUUCCUGCAUAAACGGUUCUUGUUACAUGCCAAAUGUCUUCUCCACAAUAUCGCACAUUUUGUUUUAAAUAUAUUUAUAUAUAUAUUUACGUUUGAGCGCAGACGGUGUGAUGCGGCUUCAUUCAUAGUGAAAACCAUCUUGUUAGAUGGGGUGACGUCAGUAACCGGAGACGAGCUCUGGAAACUGCUUUAGCUCCACCGUGUGUUCAAAGUCGGGCACAAUAUUAUGUUCGUUUAAUAAUAAUACAGUAAUAGUUGAGUAAUUCCCCGGGCAGUUGGGAAAUUUCUUCUUAGUUUGAAUUUAAUUAGCUUCUGCCAUGAUUAUUUUGCAAUAAUCGGUUUCUCAAUAAACGAGGUCAAUGUGAGCACUUGAUACAUGAUUUGAAUUUUCCGUGGUGCGUGUAAAACUCAUUUACGCUUCCGUGGAAGAUCCUUAACAUCUUCAUGUAAUAAAGAUUCGACACAGAAUCAUUUAGGAAAACGAAAAAAUGAUUUAUCAUGAUUGGAAUAUUUUUCCAUUUUCUAUGCACCAACAAAAGGUGCAAAUUUGAGUCAACAUGUCGGGUUUCAAAAAGGUUUUUAUUUUAUUUUCAGCGUGGCGUCGUAACUGCGUUUGUUUACAUGCUCCCGUGCGUUAGGUUCUAUGCGGAGUACGCGUCCUCGUGAACGCGCACGUCGUGACGUCACAGUCGUCAUGGCCGCGUGCGUACGGUGAAAAUUGGUGGUGGUGGCUGUACUUGGAGGACAUGACGUGAAUGUUUGUCCGGGCAUUUGUAUUGGAGAUGUCGGUGACGCAGAUGUAUCGGCUGGUCGUCCGUCAAUCGACUGCUCGCGCGUUCAGGAGGUACAGCAAGGCGUGCCCAGCGUUGCCAGAGCGAGUGCAAAUCUUUGAGUCUCUCAGGGAGCAAAAGGACAAAAAGAGGAGAGUUGAGGCUUCGGAAAAGCACCUCAGCAUCCACAUAGGUGAAGGCCAGCUUGUGAAGGGAACAUCCGGGGUCACAACGCCGCUCUCUGUCGCACAGAGUAUUCGUGAGAAAGGAGCCAUAGUGAGCAAAGUGAAUGGGGAGCUAUGGGAUCUUGGGCGUCCCUUAGAGGCUGAUUGUCACCUACAAUUUAUUGGCUUUGACUCGCUUGAGGGAAGACAGGCAGCAUGGCGGACAGGGGCGUGUGUGUUGAGUGGAGUGUUGCAGAGGGAGUUUGGUGCCCGGGUGUGUCGCGAAGGAGUGUCGGAGCUCGGCCUUUACUGUGACCAUGUGCUGGAGAACAGUGCCGCCGUGUCUCUGAGUGAUCUGGAGGAGAGAUGCAAGGCGGCCGCUGCCCUCAAGCUGCCUCUGACCAGGCUGGAACUCGACGCACAGGAGAUCAGUGAGCUCUUCCAGGAUGACAUGCUCAGAUUACAGCUUCUACAGGAGAAGAUGAACGGCCCCACUGCUACGGUAUACAGGUGUGGAGACAGCAUAGCACUCUGUAAUGGCCCCCUCCUCCCACACACUGGCCUCCUGAGGGUGUUCAAGAUGCUCCAGCUGUCAACUCUGACUCUGGCCGACCGGAGUGAGUGCCCGGGUUUGAUGCGUCUCUUUGGGGUGGCCUUUCUCAGAGAGAGGGAUAAGGAGGAGUGGGACAGGGAGCAGGAGGAGACCCGCAGGAGGGACCACAGACGCAUCGGCACAAGCGAGUAUCGAAGGCGAGGCUUCACCGAGGUCAUCACCCCGACUCUGUACAACACUGCAUUGUGGGAGCGUUCAGGCCACUGGGAGCACUACAGCGACAACAUGUUCACCGUGACCUUGGAGGGUUCUCAGACCUACGCGCUCAAGCCCAUGAACUGCCCUGCACACUGCCUGAUGUACGAGCAGCGUGUGCGCUCGUGGCGUGAGCUUCCUCUGCGCUGGGCCGACUUCGGGGCGCUGCAUCGCAACGAGCUCUCCGGCGCUCUGGGAGGUCUCACCCGUGUCCGCAGGUUCUGCCAAGACGACGCUCAUAUCUUCUGCACACCUGAGCAGCUGGAAGAUGAGAUUGUGGCUUGUUUGGAUUUCGUGAGGAGUGUUUAUCAAGUGUUUGGGUUUUCCUUCCAUUGCCUCCUGUCCACACGUCCCACUCCCUGCCUCGGGGAGCCAGAGCAGUGGGACCACGCCGAGCAGCAGUUGGAGCGGAGCCUGCAGCAGUUUGGCGAGCGGUGGGAGUUGAACCCAGGAGACGGAGCUUUCUAUGGGCCAAAGAUUGAUAUCCAGAUCAGAGAUGCUAUUGGCCGACAGCACCAGUGCGCAACCAUCCAGUUGGACUUUCAGCUGCCAAUCAGAUUUGAUCUUCAGUAUGUGGGGCGAGAUGGCCAGUUGCAACGACCGGUGAUGAUCCACCGUGCAGUACUGGGAUCACUGGAGAGGAUGAUCGCCAUCUUGGCUGAAAACUUUGGAGGGAAAUGGCCGCUAUGGUUGUCUCCGGCGCAGGUAAUGGUCAUCCCUGUUGGGAUCAGCUGUGUGUCAGCCGCCAAACAGGUGGUUCAGCAGUUUCAUGAAGCUGGCUUCAUGGUGGACUUGAAUGAAGACAGUGGCUCCACCUUAAGUAAGAAGAUCCGCUCUGCUCAGCUGGCGCAAUACAACUACAUUCUUGUGGUAGGCAAUCUGGAACGCGAGAGCCACACGGUGAGUGUUCGAAGUCGAGGCGGCCUGCAGCUGGGCAGGCGACCUGUCGAGGAGGUUCUGAUGAGCCUCACACGGCUUCGAGACUCCAGGAGUAACCAGGAGACCUUUUAAAUGGGACAUAAGAAACAUUCUCAUCCAUUUCUGAAAUUACACAAUCAAGUAACUCAACCUAUCUACAUGAAACAUGUUAUCGUUGGCUUCUGAUAACUGACACAUAAUACUAUCGAUGCUUUUACUGUCUGUGUCUUGAUGGGGGGGGGGGGUUCCCUUCAAUCUCAGGCUCCCGCUUGAGCAACCUAGAAACCCCCUACCUUUGCCGUGCUCAUCAUGGUAACUCAAAGCUGACAGCGGGGCAGAGGCUGUUUUGUAUAGAUGCAAAGCAGGCUGAUUGCAACGGCGCACUAAAAUUGUGUAAAUAUAGAAAGACAUAAUGUAUGAAAAUGUGACUUUUUAAUAGUUUAUAUUCAAAUAGGUCACUGGAAAGCCUGCCUACGCAUGAAGUGUGAAAUUACACAACCACAUAAAUCUUUUGUUAGCUACCUAUUUUUGUCCGAUUUUGUCACAUUUUCACUAAUGUCUCUGUCUCAUUUGCAUUAGAUACAGUAAGACUGCCCCUUUCAUACAGGCAUAUUUCAGCAAGGGGAAUAAAUUGGGUGUGAACUGCUAUCCUUCUUGAUCCUUGGGAUAUUUUUGACAAACUCAUGUUACAGAAAUGUUAUUGGAGACUCGGCAUAUCCAAGACAUCUACAAACUAUUUGUGGAAAAAUUGCGUAUGUGUCUCAGGACAAUUCUGUAAUGUAAACCAAUGUUAAUUUUUGGUGCGGCACUUUAGCUGGGAGAAGUGCAGCUUCAUUUUCUAAUAAAUCUCCACAAACGUU
Phyllopteryx taeniolatus (common seadragon) is the source of this 5193-nucleotide messenger RNA. RefSeq names its product threonyl-tRNA synthetase 2, mitochondrial (gene tars2). NCBI's taxonomy places the organism in Eukaryota, Metazoa, Chordata, Actinopteri, Syngnathiformes, Syngnathidae. The transcript has 17 exons. Gene Ontology annotation, molecular function: ATP binding; threonine-tRNA ligase activity. Gene Ontology annotation, cellular component: cytoplasm. Bases 2429 to 4426 code for a protein of 665 amino acids. Gene Ontology annotation, biological process: threonyl-tRNA aminoacylation. The record is from RefSeq and is a predicted model, not a curated record.